Molecule: messenger RNA, 4451 nt
Organism: Punica granatum (pomegranate)
Lineage: Eukaryota; Viridiplantae; Streptophyta; Magnoliopsida; Myrtales; Lythraceae
Source: RefSeq, a predicted model, not a curated record
AAUGACGGACAAUUUCACAAACGCAGAGCAGAAGAAGAAGGGUAUCUCAAGAUUCUCCGACAUCCACUCUCCUUCUUCUCCUUCUUGUUCUGAGCUGGUUUGGUUAGGGUUUAUCUCCAGCUUCCCUUCCCAUCUGCAGUGGCCAGUCUUUGGCAUUCGGUCUCUGCCUGAAUGUGAAGCAGCAUGUUUUCCUCCAGAGGAAGCAAUGCGUACGGGCAGCAAUCGUAUCCCGGGCAGUCGGGAUACGGCCAAAAUCUGUCGGGUGCUUACUCCGGAGGUUCUGUUGGGGGACCUGAUGGGGCAUCUCAACUUUCUUUGGGCUCCCAGCAUUCAGCAAUGCGUGGUAGUUUGCAGGAAGCUGAUGCCAGUGGGUACAGGCCUCAUCCUACAGCCGCUUCCCGUUACGGGAGCCAGUACGGUUCCGUGUAUGGGUCAACUUCGUUGGGUGGUUCUCAGCAGCUUCCUUCAAUUGGUGGCAAAGGAGCUGGACCAUCUGCUAUUGAAGGUCGAGGGAGCUACACUCCGGCAAUAGCAGAUUCCCCAAAAUUUUCUUCCGGGGAAUAUAUUCCCACAUCAAGUCAUGGAUAUAGUCGGAAAGGUGAUGCAUUAUAUGCAGAGAAGGUUCCUGAUUAUCCUCCUAUAGAAAGACGACCGUAUGUUGAAAGGCACAGUGCUUAUAUUGGAAGGGAUUUGCAAACUGAGCCAACCAGAAGAUUUGCUGAUCCUGUUGGCUUUGCGCAUCAGCGUCAGACUGAGGCUUAUGAUCGCAUUGAUCAAGCCUCCUUACUUCGUCAAGAACAUUUGCUGAAAGCUCAAUCAAUUCAACCAACUAGUCUUGAUGGGACCAGACAAACUGAAUAUCUUGCAGCAAGGGCUGCAGUUAGUCGCCAUGCCCCCCGUGAUCUUUUGUCCUACGGAGGAAGAGCUGACGCCGAUGCUCAAACAUUGCCAAUUCUUGGUGCUUCCUCAUACAGCGGACAAGAAGUUCCUUCCAUAUUGGGUGCAGCUCCUAGAAGAAAUAUGGACGACCUCCUAUAUGCGCAAAGUUCUUCAAACCCAGGAUAUGGGGUGAGCCUUCCUCCUGGGAGAGACUACUCUAUCGGAAAAGGUCUUCAUGGGGGUCCCCUGGAAUUGGACUACUCGACUGGCCUGUUGCCUCGUGGGAGUAUUCCGCACAUUGACGAGCGUAAAGAUGACAGAGCAAGUUACCUCAGGGAGUUUGAAUUAAGAGAAGAGGAGCGCCGUCGGGAACGAAUACGUGAGAGAGAGAGAGAAAGAGAGAGGGAGAAGGAUUGGGAACGGGAACGAGAACGAGAACGCGAGCGCGAACGUGAACGGUUACGUGAAAGGGAGCGCGAACGAGAACGGGAAAGAGCCCGUGAGAUGCUUGAGAGGCGGGAGAAGGAGAGAGAGCGAGAUCGCAAGCGCGCCCUCGAGAUCAGGAGAGAGCGAACCCCACCUAGGUCCUCCAUCGACCGUCGUGGCUCCUCACUGUCAAAGGAAGUAAGAUCUCUGCGACGGGAUUCACCACGUGGAGAAUCUUUGCAUAGGCGUCAUUCACCUGUUAAAGAAAUAAGAAGAGAUUAUGUCUGCAAGGUUUAUCAAUCCAAUUUAGUGGCUGUGGAGAGGGAUUAUUUGUCAAUUGAUAAGCGGUAUCCCAAACUCUUCACGUGUCCAGAAUUUACAAAGGCUGUUGUCUAUUGGCCAAAUGGGAAUAUUAAGCUUUCUCUCCAUACUGCGGUGAGCUUCGAACAUGAAUUUCUUGAAGACGAAGGUGCUACUGAGCAGAAGGAUUCAUCAUCUAAAAACUGUGUCAGAGAACCUGAAAAACAAAAUACUGUCUGGAAUGCUAAGGUGAUCUUGAUGAGCGGACUCAGCAGGAGUGCUUUGGAGGAUCUGUCUUCUGAUAAAAGCUUUGGUGAUUGGGUUCCUCAUAUAUGCAACAUUAUUAGGUUUGCUGUUCUGAAGAAGGACCAUUGUCUCAUGGCAAUUGGUGGCCCGUGGAACUCAACAGAUGGGAGCGACCCAUCUGUUGAUGCUUCUUCAUUGGUUAAAACUGCAAUGAGAUACGCAAAGGAUGUUACUCAACUUGAUUUGCAGAACUGCCGGAAUUGGAAUAGUUUUCUUGAGAUACAUUAUGAGAGAAUUGGAAAGGAUGGCCUCUUUAGCCACAAAGAGGUGACUCUGAUUUUUGUUCCAGACCUCUCCGAUUGUCUCCCAUCAGUGGAGUCCUGGCGUCAACAAUGGUUGGCUCACAAGAAUGCCCUAGCUGAGAGAGAGCGCAAAAGUUCUCAGAAGAAAGAGAGAUUGGGGGAUAAAGCAGAGGUGGCUAAAGAAAAAGAUCUGACUUCGCCAAAGGUGGAAAAAACAGUUGCAAAAUCAGAGAAAAAGAAAGAAUCUGCAUCUUUGGAGCAGGCUGGGAGUGCUAAAGAAGGCAGUAGUAAUGGGACUGAAUACGUCGGUGAUAAAAAGAAAGGAGAGAAGGGUGAGACCAGCGAACAUGCCAAGGAUAACAAGGAAAAAGAAAAUAACAGUAAUGAAGAAAUUGCUGUUCCUGAGCAAGCAGUCACUAAGCCCAUAAAGAAGAAGAUUAUAAGGAAGGUUGUGAAAUCGAAGGCUGGAAAUAAGACGUCAGAGAUGGAAAAUUCUGCAAGCAAACAGAGUGAGAAGCCUAACAAUAAGAAUGACAGAGAGAAGGAAUCACUGGAUGCUUCAGAUUGCAAAACAUUUGUGCGGAAAAAAGUUGUUAAAAAGGCCUCCGCAGCUGAGAAUUUUCAGAAGAAGGAUGAGCAAUUUGAGGAGAAAUCUCAGAUGGAAGGGGAGAGCACUGAAGGUGAAGCAAAGGAGAAGGUUGAUUCGGGAGUCAAGCAAGAGAGCGGUGUGAAGACUACUGUGAAAAGGAAAGUGAUAAAGAAGGUACCAAAGAAGAAAGCUGCGGAUGGGGAAGCCAUUGUUGAGGGAGGAGGCAAGAAAGCUGGAGGAGGGGACUCAGAGAAGGUUACUGAGGUUAACAAAAUGCAGAAGAAAGUAGUUCCUAAAGGAAAGCCUCAAACAUCGGCUUCUGAAAAACAAGAUAGUGCAACAAUUUCUUCCGCAAAGGCCGAAACUCAGGAUGAUAAGGAGGAUAAGAAGGCUGAGAAGGGUGCUGCUGAUGAGAAGCAUGCCUCCACAAAAGCCGAUAUGAAGGGUGAAAAGGGUAAAAGUGCUACCAAAGAAGCUUCUGAUGGGAAGAAGUUGAAGGACGGUGAGAAGUCUAAAGACGAAAAGGAGAAAAAAAGUGCAAAAUCAGAUGAAGCGAAAGAGAAAAAGAAGAAUGAAGAACCUCCUCGACCUGGUUUCAUUCUACGAACAGAAGGCAGCAAGGAUUCUAAGCUGCGGUCAACAUCACUUUCACUCGAUUCCCUGUUGGAUUAUUCUGACAAGGAUAUGGAAGAAUCUACAUUCGAGAUUUCUUUAUUCGCAGAAUCACUUUAUGAGAUGUUCCAGUACCAGAUGGGCUGUCGUCUCUUAGACUUUUUGCAGAAACUGCGUGUAAAAUUUGUCAUGAAGAGAAAUCAGCGCAAGAGGAGGCUAGAAGAGACUCAUGAGAGGGGCAGUGAUGCGAAGCCAUCAACAAAGCUUCCUAAGACCUCCGAGGACCCAGUGAAAUCUAAUAAAUCUGCUAGUCCUGAAAAGUCAAAUUCAGCUCAGCCAAAUGAUGAGCAAAUGAAGGACAAGGAGGAGGAUGCUCCUCCUGUUGAACGUGCUGAGGAUGCCAAUAUGGAUGAUAAAGAAGAUGAUGCUUAUGAGGAGGACCCAGAGGAAGACCCAGAAGAGGAUCUGGAGGAGUGUGAAGAAUUGGAUGAUGGAGCUCCUGAAGAUGACCCAUCUAAUGAGGAAACUGAGCAAAAAGAGGACACCGGUGUCAGUGCUGAGCCUGAAAAUAAGGUUGGUGGGAGCAAAGACGACAAAGAAGAAGCAGAUGAACCUGAGAAGGAAAAAUCUAAGGUGACUUCAGCUGCUGAGACAAAACAGAGCUCUGACGUGGACAUGGCUGCAAAGAAAGAGGAGAAGACCAAACAGGAUCAUGUCACUAAGGAAGCUGCUAUGGAUAAGGAGCUUUUGCAGGCUUUCAGAUUUUUUGAUCGAAAUCGAGUUGGCUACAUUAGGGUGGAAGAUCUGAGGCUAAUAUUGCACACUUUGGGGAAGUUCUUGUCACAUAGAGACGUGAAGGAGCUCGUGCAGAGUGCAUUGUUAGAGAGCAGCACGGGAAGGGAUGACCGGAUCAUCUACGACAAGCUUGUUAGAAUGUCUGUAUGAGAAAAGGAGGCUGAUUGGCUUUUAUUUUUCUCUUGUACUAUGUUGGUGAGAGUUUCUUUGCGAAUUCUGAUACAUGAAAAAGGACUCUUCCUUUCCCCGUUAUAAAUUUUAUGCGGAGAUAAUAAAUGUUUAUGUUUGCCUUUUCUUUGUUA